Molecule: messenger RNA, 495 nt
Organism: Oldenlandia corymbosa var. corymbosa
Lineage: Eukaryota; Viridiplantae; Streptophyta; Magnoliopsida; Gentianales; Rubiaceae
Source: the annotation of a GenBank genome assembly
AUGUCUCCUAAGUCUUCUGAAGAUGUGGAUGUCGAUGUCUUAUACGCCAGUCACAUGGGUACUAUCUCUCUUGACGAUAUUCUAAAGCAAGAGGGCAUUAUGGCUAAGUUGGGGCUUCUUUUUAGAGAUGUGAAGGAAGAGUUGGGUAAUUCGCGAUUGAAGAAGAAGAGCCAAGAUGCCCUCAGCCUUGUUGGGCUUCAUCAUCAGGCGGUCUCAUCCAAGAUCGUUUAUGCUCUCGAGGUUGCAAAAAUUGUUGGUGAUUCACCACCAAGAUCUUCUGCUAGUAGGACUGAUAAGAAGGAUAAUUCAGCCAAUAUAUUUGGUGUUUCGAGUGGAAGAAAAGGAAAGGGUAUUAAGGGCAAGGCUCUAACUGAAGUAGAAGAAGAUGGAAAUGACUCCAUUCCUCCUAUAAUGGAGGAUAACACGGACAAAAUUACUGGUGCUUCGAGUGAUAGAAAGGGAAAGGGUAGUAGGGUGGGGACGAGGAUGGGGUGA